CCACCUUUCUUGUCUCCUCUCUCUCUCUCUCUCUUCUCUCUCUGUCUGUCUCUUUUGGAUCGCUCGGCAGCAUCCUCUUCUAGACGCCAUCGCCGAGCUCGAAGCUUAGGUUCGUGGACGAAGAUGAGUGUGGAGAAGUCACAGGUGUGGCAGCCUUGCAAAAAGAAGAGAUCUUGACGGCUAGAGAAGGCGGAACGGUCUUCUAUUGUUCUUCGAAUUGGUGUGUGGUUGUGAAGAUGAGCUCCGGGGGUGGAAAAGUGAGGGUGGGUAAGUAUGAGCUGGGGAGGACGCUGGGGGAGGGGACUUUCGGGAAGGUGAAGUUUGCGAGGAAUGCUCGGACUGGGGAGAAUGUUGCCAUUAAGAUUCUCGACAAAGAGAAGAUCAUCCGGCAUAAGAUGGUCAAUCAGAUCAAGCGAGAAAUUGCGACUAUGAAACUGAUUAGACACCCAAAUGUGAUUCGUAUGCAUGAGGUGAUGGCCAGCAAGACAACAAUAUACCUAGUUUUGGAAUUUGUGACUGGUGGUGAACUCUUUGACAAAAUUGCUAGUCUCGGAAGGUUUAGAGAAGUGGAAGCUAGGAAAUAUUUUCAACAGCUAAUAAAUGCUGUGGAUUACUGUCAUAGCAGAGGAGUCUUCCACAGGGAUCUAAAGCCAGAGAAUUUAUUAUUGGAUUCAAGUGGCAUUCUUAAAGUCUCUGAUUUUGGACUAAGUGCACUACCUCAGCAAGUUCGUGAGGAUGGCUUACUUCAUACAACAUGUGGAACACCAAACUAUGUUGCCCCAGAGGUAAUCAAUGACAAAGGUUAUGAUGGAGCUAAGGCGGAUCUCUGGUCAUGUGGAGUUAUACUUUUUGUUCUUAUGGCCGGAUACUUACCUUUUGAAGAUUCUAACCUUGCAUCGUUGUACAAGAAGAUCUUUAAAGCUGAUUUCACUUGUCCUUCUUGGUUUUCCACAAGUGCAAAGAAACUUAUCAAAAGAAUUUUGGACCCCAACCCCGAAACUCGCAUAACAAUUUCUGAAGUUCUAGAAAAUGAUUGGUUUAAAAAAGGUUAUCAGCCACCAAGCUUUGAAAUGGCAAAUGUGAAUCUCGAUGAUGUGGAUGCUCUUUUUAAUGAGUCGGAGGAUGCAGGGAAUUUUGUUCUUGAGAAACGAAAAGAAAGGCCUUCAAUAAUGAAUGCAUUUGAGCUUAUUUCUACUUCUCAGGGUCUGAACCUUGGAACACUCUUUGAGAAACAGGGUUUCAAACGGGUAACGAGAUUUGCAUCCAAACUUCCUCCAAGUGAGAUACUGUCCAAAAUUGAAGCAGCAGCCACACCUUUGGGAUUCGAUGUAGAGAAACACAAAUACAAGCUAAAACUUCAAGGACAAAAGACGGGAAGAAAAGGCCACUUGUUCAUUGCAACAGAGGUGUUUGAAGUUGCACCCUUGCUUAACAUUGUGGAGCUUCGUAAGUCAAACGGCGAUACUCUUGAAUUUAACAAGUUUUACAAAAAUCUUUCAACGGAUCUGAAAGACGUUCUGAUAGUCACCGGUGAAGCAAAUGGAACUAUUGGGCUUGGUGCUACGCGAGAUAGAGUUUCGCUUGGGAGAGAGAGAGAGAGAGAGAGAGAGAGAGAGAUGAGGGAGGAGGUGAUAAGCUCGGGGACGGCGGAGGCGUUCGUGCUGGCGAGGUCGUCGUCUCCUCCUCCGACGCCGGCGGCGAGUUCUGCUGGAGCAUCCUCUCCUGCGUUGCCACCAAAUGUUGGUAGCACAGAUUGGCUUGGUAGUAGUGCUCAGGGUUCUAAAGCAGGUUCAUGUCCUGGUCAGAGAAUUCCCCGUACUUCUUUAAGUACAAAUGCUGGUGGUUCUUCAGAACCCUUUUGUAGACCAUGGGAAAGAGGAGAUCUACUUCGCCGACUUGCCACAUUUAAGCCUUCAAAUUGGUGUGGAAAACCAAAGGGGGCCACUUCACUGGACUGUGCUCGAAGGGGUUGGAUAAACAUUGACACUGAUAAAAUUGAAUGCGAGUCAUGUGGUGUGCAGUUCACAUUUACUAUAUUGGCAUCUUGGACACCUGCUGAUGUUGAUAGUGCAGGGGAGGCUUUUGCCGACCAGCUUGACUCAGGGCACAAAGUAACAUGUCCAUGGAGAGGUAACUGCUGCGCUGAUAGUCUGGUGCAAUUUCCUCCAACUCCUCUUUCGGCAGUUAUGGGGGGUUACAAGGAUCGAUGCGAUGGGCUCUUGCAGUUCCCUGCACUUCCUGUAACAGCUUCAUCUGCAGUUGAGGAAAUGCGCCUUUCAAGGGGUACACAGAUCGAUCGUUUUCUGUUACAACCAAAUUCAAUAUCAUCCGGGGAGUUGAGCUACAAAGUGGAUCAUAUGACAGCUGUUGAAUUUCCUCAUGAUGAUGGCUCAGAUGUUUACUAUCAUGCCCAAAAGCUUAUUAGUUUAUGCGGUUGGGAGCCUAGAUGGCUUCCGAAUGUUCAGGAUUGUGAAGAGCAUUCAACUCAGUCAGCCAGAGUUCCAUCCUCAUUUGGUCCAACAGAAGACGAGUUCCCAAAUUCCAAUUAUCGUGGAACACUUAAGAAUACAUUCUGUGUCUCAGCAACAAGAGACACUGGAAAGAGAAAGAAGCGUGCUCAGGAGUCCAGGUGCAAUUCAAGAUCUCCUUUAUUGGACUGCAGUUUAUGUGGUGCUACAGUCAGAAUUUGGGAUUUUAUCACUGUACAUCGUCCUGCCCGUUUUGGCCAGAACAUUGAUGCCCCAGAGACAACCAAGAAACUUGUUAGUGGUAUUAAUGGAUGGGUUGCUGCUGAUGGUAAUGAGAAGGAGCGAGUAGAAGGUCGGGGUGAGGCACCACCAAAUGAUGGUGGCAAAUCACUGUCAAAUGCUGGUGUUGAUUUGAAUCUUACUAUGGCUGGAGGAUUGCCAUCUCAGCCUGGGAUACCAGCAAUGACUGAACAUUUUAAUGAUGGUGACAUGGGGAGGGAUUUAAUGAUUGGGCAGCCUUCUGGAAGUGAAGUUGGUGAUCGUGCUGCAUCAUAUGAGUCACGAGGUCCUAGCAUGAGGAAACGGAACCUAGAGGAGGGUGGUAGCACUGUUGACAGGCCUCAAGACAGGAUUCAGCAUGUGGAUAGCAUGGAAGGGACAGUGAUUGAUCGUGAUGGGGAUGAAGUUGAUGAUAGCAUACAUAAUUCUGAUGGCCCCUCCAAGCGCCCUCGUGGGUUAGAUAUAUUUGACACAUACCACUCAUCUGGAAGGGCGGAAUCUUCUGGUGCUGGUCUUAAUCGUACUUUAUGUUUUGAUAUAGAUAUCGAUGUUAACAGAGUUGAUUCUUGUAAAGAAGGGAGUAACAUGGCUGCUGGUAUCCCAUCCACUAGAGACUCUGCUCGAGCAUCCUCUGUUAUUGCAAUGGACACAAUUUGCCGAAGUGCUGAAGCAGAUUCCAUGGAAAGUGUUGAAAAUUAUCCUGCAGAUGUUGAUGAUGUACAGUUCCCCUCAUCAAGCAUGGGUAAGAACCUUGACAUGAAUGAUGCUUUGGAACAAAACUACAGCAAUCCUGCACAGCAAAGCACCUGUGUACAACCUGCUGCUGGAAGUGUUGCCAGAGAAAUGGGAGUGAGCAGUACAAAUGAAGAAGAAGAAAUUCUCAAUGCAGAAACUGCUUCUGCUCAUGCUAGGGAUAGGUUCAGUUUCGGGAUUAGUGGAGGAAGUGUAGGUAUGGGUGCAAGCCAUGAAGCUGAAAUUCAUGGUGUUGAUAUAUCUAUCCAUAGAGCAGAUAGCGUUGUGGGUGAUGCAGAGCCGAUAGCUGAAGUCACUGAAAAUGUUGGACAAACAGGUGAGUCUGCCCCAGGACCUGGCCUAAUGGAUGAGUUUAAUCCUGAAGAAAUGGAUCGCGAGGAUCCUCAUGGUGAUAGCCAGGAUAUGAUGUCUCGAUCUCUAAUUAGGGCAGAUAGUGGUUCAAAAAUAUAUGGUUCUACAAAGGCUGAUUCUGUUGAAAGUGAGGAGAAGAUAAGCCACACAUUGGGUCAUGAGAGCAGUGCUCAUCCUUCCCUUUCUUGCAAUGCAGUAAUUUGCUCAGGUUAUGAAGCAUCAAAAGAGGAGGUUACACAGAAAGGAAAGACUUCUGCAGUUGAUGACUACCCCCCUGAAUCAGAUUAUGUUCCUAAGAAAGGAACAGCAUUACCAGGGCCAGCAAAUGGAGAAAAUGAAUAUGAAGGAGAAGUUAGAGAAUUUGAUCCAAUCAAGCAUCACAACUAUUAUUGCCCUUGGGUAAAUGGUAAUGUUGCUGCAGCUGGUUGUGGCAGCAACACUGUGUCUAGUUCAAGCAGUUUCACUGCCCUUUCUGGUUGGCAGCUGACAUUGGAUGCCUUGGAUACCUUACAAUCUGUUGGGCAUGUUCCCAUCCAGACAAUGCAGUCCGAGUCUGCUGCUUCUCUCUAUAAGGAUGAACACUUGACUCCCAGCCAAAAACUCCUGAGACACCACUCUACCAGUAAAAGCCAUGGACAUCGCUGAAGCACCGUGAAAUGCGCACACAGGUGCCAAGCGCUGGAUGUGCCUGAAAGAACAAUGCAUUGCAAUCUUCAGGCCACUUUCCCAGAGUGAAUUGUAAUAACUUCAAUAUAUGUUUGACAUUUCUCAUAAUGCUGUGGCAGAUAUAAGUGCAAAAGACACUUUAGAUUGCUCUCUACUAGUUAUAUCAAUUCAAUGUUUCUCUGCUUUGUAACUAGAGUUUCCAUUCCUAACUUAUUGAAACAUAAUUGCUCAUA
Molecule: messenger RNA, 4750 nt
Organism: Dioscorea cayenensis subsp. rotundata (Guinea yam)
Lineage: Eukaryota; Viridiplantae; Streptophyta; Magnoliopsida; Dioscoreales; Dioscoreaceae
Exons: 23
Coding region: 237-4496 (1419 amino acids)
Biological process (GO): signal transduction; protein phosphorylation
Cellular component (GO): nucleus
Molecular function (GO): zinc ion binding; protein kinase activity; ATP binding
Source: RefSeq, a predicted model, not a curated record